Messenger RNA from Microstroma glucosiphilum, 1233 nucleotides. RefSeq names its product cysteine proteinase. NCBI's taxonomy places the organism in Eukaryota, Fungi, Basidiomycota, Exobasidiomycetes, Microstromatales, Microstromataceae. The transcript has 2 exons. The record is from RefSeq and is a predicted model, not a curated record. Gene Ontology annotation, molecular function: cysteine-type deubiquitinase activity; cysteine-type endopeptidase activity. Gene Ontology annotation, cellular component: nucleus; cytosol. The annotation marks the transcript as partial.
AUGGAAGCGCUGCUAGCAAAGUACCUCAAGGAACCUCUACAGUGGGAAGCAUCGCAGCUCCCCUCCGCCUCUGUCAAAUAUCGGGCCAUCAAUGAGGAAGAGCCAGCCGGACCUGUUGCUGGGCCCAGCCGGUUGCCUGCCGGCAAGACCUCCUCGUCCGCUCCCUCGCCGUCUCCCGCUCAGCCGCGGCCGCUACAGAGACAAGACAAGUCGCCUGCGAGCAGCGGUAAGGAUGCCGAUCUAUUCCCUGGAAAGGUCCCCUUGCAAUUCCCUGGAGGACUCAAGCGGGCCGGCGCAGGUCUACACAACAGAGGCAACACAUGUUACAUGAACAGCACAAUGCAGGCGCUCCUGCAUACUCCUCCCCUUGCACAUCUUCUGCUCACCCGGGAUACUUACCAGCUCAAAGGCCGCUUUGGCGGGACUAUUCAGGGAUUCGACCCCGUAAAGGCUCUGCAGAGCUUGACAGAGAGGGCUCUCACAGCCAAUGGCAAAGGUGUAGGGGGCGUGACGACGCCCGUGGAGUUCAUUAAGAACCUCAGAAUCGUCGCAAGGACAUUUCAUACAGGACGGCAGGAAGAUGCGCACGAAUGGCUACGGUUACUACUAGAAUCUGUUCAGCAAGCAUGUCUCGCCUCGGCCUCGCCGGCUGUGAAGCAGUCUGCGCUGAAAGAGACCACCUUCAUACAGAAGAUCUUCGGCGGGAAGCUACUCUCAAGAGUGACGUGCCUCUCCUGCCAACACAACUCAGAUACAUUCGACCCUAUCCUAGACCUUUCGCUAGACAUUCGGGGCUGCGAUAAUCUCGGUCAAGCUAUGAGCAACUUCACGCAAAUUGACGAGUUGCGGGGGUCGGAAAAGUACAAGUGCGAGAAGUGCAAGCGAUUGGUCGUGGCGCGGAAGCAAUUCACACUGGAUAAGUGUCCAGAGGUACUCACUGUGCAUCUGAAGAGGUUUACAUUCACUGGCAGCAAGCUGUCGAGAGCAAUUGCGUUCCCCGAUAAAUUCAAAAUCUCCCCUUCCUGGACCUCAAACAAGCAACCCGGCCCUACCUACUCCCUCUACGCAGUCGUGCAUCAUCACGGCGGCGGGCCGCACUCGGGCCACUAUGUCGCAGAAGUCAAAUCUCCCGCGGGCGUCUGGUGCGACAUGAAUGACGACUUCGUCUCACCCCAACGGCAGAGCCCGGCUGCUCACAGCUCCAAGAGCGCUUACAUGCUCUUUUAUGUCAAG